Chlamydomonas reinhardtii is the source of this 1700-nucleotide messenger RNA. RefSeq lists its product as uncharacterized. NCBI's taxonomy places the organism in Eukaryota, Viridiplantae, Chlorophyta, Chlorophyceae, Chlamydomonadales, Chlamydomonadaceae. The record is from RefSeq and is a predicted model, not a curated record. The transcript has 6 exons. Gene Ontology annotation, molecular function: protein binding. Bases 253 to 1068 code for a protein of 271 amino acids.
CCCAUCAUACCUCUUAACACCUUUUAUCCUGCGGGGGCCCCGAAGAGCGCCCGUGUCCACGUCGGCACAACUCAAGCUGCUUUAAGCGCACCGCCUGGAAUUAUCGUCAUUGCUGUAUUAUCCUACUGUGCUGACUUAUUAGUGUAGCGAAUUGUGGAGAGCAUUCGAAGCCUGGCUGGCUUGGGCCGGCUCGACCGGCUAUUCCGACGUUGGGAACGCAGCCGACGCCCUUCGGGGCUGCAGACAUAAGACAUGGGAAACACCACAUCCCACAAGCACGAGACUCCGGGGGGCACGGAGCACGAACACUAUGCGCGGCACGCGUCGCCGCCGCUUAGCCCCGGCUCGCCGUUGACCUACAGCCCGCAAAUACCCAUGGAGCCGAUCGCGCGCGCUGAUGAGCUGACAGCCGCCAACCGCAACGCACCUGAAUUUCACGGGGUGGCAGGGUGGCCAGCGCAGCCAAAGCUGAUGCCAGUGGUCAUCGUGUGGAGCCACGGUGGGAGCCACGUGGAGGUGGAGGGCUCGUUUGACAACUGGACGACGCGACAACCGCUACAAAAGUCCGGAAAGGACUUCACCAUCAUCAAGCUGCUCCCACCGGGCGUGUACCAGUACAAGUUCAUUGUGGACGGCGAGUGGAAGUACGACCCCAACCAGCCUGCCAUGUUUGACGAGAUGCGCAACGUGAACAACGUUAUCGAGGUGCACGAGUACGUUCCUGAGAACCUGGAGGGAGUCAGCGGCUUUGACCCGCCGCCCUCGCCGCCGUCCAGUUACAACUGCCCGACGCCGGUGGCAGACGACUAUGCCAAGGAGCCGCCCGUGAUGCCGCCACAUCUGCAACUCACGCUGCUCAACGUGCCGCCGGCUCUGGAUGCCCAGGCGGUGCUGCCGCGCCCGCAGCACGUCAUCCUCAAUCACGUGUACUGCCAACGGGGGCAGAGCGUGCAGGCGCUGGUGGUGGGCACAACCAGCCGGUACAAGUCCAAGUACAUCACCACUGUCAUGUACAAACCCAAGGCACGGCGGCGCGUACUGGACGGAAGCAUCAAGACCGACCAGUAGCGGACCCGUACGCCCCGCACGCCCCUAGCUAGUGGGAAGAAGCGGACAACGGGCUUGAGCCCUGCUUUGGGUCACGCUCAGGACAUUUGUGUCGUCUGGGCGCUACAGCGGGUUGUUGCGUGCAGGUGCUAUGGCCUUUGUCUUGACUGGUGUCUGGUGCUGGGGGUUACAUUGAGUGCGUGCGCGGAACACACUCAUAGGAUUGCAUGCAUACGCGCUGAGUGGGUGAUGGUAUUGGUGGGACAAGGAUGGAUAAUGCUACAGGUGCAUUCUUGUACAGCAAUGAUGCAAACUCGGUGCCUUUGGCGGUCUCCACAUACUCUCACGACCGUUUGAUUGGCAUACCAUCCUGGCAAAUCCGUGGCCAUCGGGGUGUUUUACGGUACGAUGGAGGCACAGAUGGAGUUGAGUCCUUACGUGGUUUGGUACGGCUUUUGUUUCCCGUUGGGUGCGAUGACCCUUGGCUGACCGGGCAGCGGCAGACGGCGGCAGUAACAUGUCAUCCCUUGGCCCGCAUAAGCCGGACACUUGUGGGGCACACGCUGGGCUUGGGCUCGCCAGUGACCGCAAUGUGCGGCAGCGGCGGCGGCACACAUGUGCCGGGUUCUGCUAUUUGCAAAACCAUUCUACUC